Lachancea fermentati is the source of this 618-nucleotide messenger RNA. Lineage: Eukaryota; Fungi; Ascomycota; Saccharomycetes; Saccharomycetales; Saccharomycetaceae. The record is from the annotation of a GenBank genome assembly.
AUGAAUAUUUGGAUUGCAGCUAGUGACGGGAAAGUGGACGUGGUGGAAAAAUUCUUGGCAAAUGGAUUCAGGGCUGAUAGCAAAGAUCCGAAUGGAUACACUCCACUUCACGCAGCUGCCGCAUACGGACAUGAAGAUUUGCUAAGGAAACUUUGUGCCGAACCUUACAACGGCGAUAUAAACGUCAGAGACAAUGAUGGAGAUACCCCGUUACACCACUGCGAGGAGGUUGGCAUUGCUCGCAUCAUCAUAGAGGAACUAGGCGGAGAUUAUACAUUACAAAACAACGAAGAUAAAACGGCGUAUCAGGUAUUUGAAGAAGACGAAUGCCUCAUUGAUCUUACGAAAUACAUGAGACAGGUGUGUGGUAUUACCGAGCCAUCUCUUGCUGAUGUCAACGAGGAGCAAUUUGCACAAUUCAAAGAGAACAUCAGAUACACAUUAGAAAAUGAUCCUUCUACUGACGAUCCAGAGAGUAUCCAACGUAGACAGAGAAUACAAGAAAUUCUCAGCGGUGACAAUCCAGAUGAGGAGCUUGAGAACUACGUCAGAGAAAUGGUUAGAUCCCAAUUGUUGAACCAGAGCGACGAUGGUUCAUCUGCGAAAAGACAAAAGUAG